Molecule: messenger RNA, 1449 nt
Organism: Lentinula edodes (shiitake mushroom)
Lineage: Eukaryota; Fungi; Basidiomycota; Agaricomycetes; Agaricales; Omphalotaceae
Exons: 6
Coding region: 203-1207 (334 amino acids)
Source: RefSeq, a predicted model, not a curated record
UGAGGGAAGCCGUUCUGUGCCUGCUGUUCCCGCACUAAAUUUCCCGGCGACCUUAUCAUGGCCGAACAUUGCUUUCAAAACUUCGUUACGACCCAUCGUUGAUCCUGAUUCUCCCUAAUUUCGUGCUCGUUCCUCUGCGCAAAGUGGCCACUAAUCUUCCAAGAGUCAAGUCAGAUAGCCACUACUAUACCCAGUGCACAAAAUGGCUGCUGUCUCCCCCGCAGAGAUAGCCAUAUAUCAUUCAUGGAUCGAUGCUUAUUUAGUUUCUGCUUUCGUCGAACUUUUCAUGGAUGGCCUUUAUACUGCUCUGAUCAUUGUAACUGUCCUUGUCAUUGCGAGCAUUAAGCAGAAGCGUUCCCUUUCCGACUAUGUUAUCUACGCGUCACUCUUCCUACUCUAUGCAAUGUGUAUGGUUCAUCUCGGAAGUUGGGCUGCCCAUAUCCACGACGGUUUCAUCAACCAUACAGGCGACACGUCGACUGUCUUUGCAUUUUUCUCAUUAGCGAGUCACCAGGCAAUAGUGAGGGAUGUCAUGGCUGUCGCGAUGACUUUGGUUGCGGAUUUAAUUCUGGUGUGGAGGGUAUUUGCGGUAUGGGGAUCCUCCUGGAAGAUCGCAUCAGUUCCUUUAAUUUUAACUCUUUUCGCACUGGCAUUUGGUAUUCAAUACAUCGACCUUGCAACCAAGCCAUCGAAUCUGGUCUCUCUCAAAUGGAUUACCGACGUUGCAGGUAUCUAUUAUGGCUCAACCCUAGGCAACACGGUCAUUUCGACGCUCCUCAUCCUGCUCCGCGUGCAUUCAUUGAGUGGUACAAAAGGAAUCAAUCGCUAUUGGCGCUUUCUAUCAUUGGUUGUAGAAUCAGCGGCACUAUAUUCCGUGAUUCUAAUCAUCUAUAUGCCCUACGUUACUGGUACCGAUUUUGCCACGCAUGCGCCCACUGAGAUAGUGCAGAGUGUUGUUAUUCCUAUCACGGGUAUUGCUCCAACACUUCUCGUUGUCCGUGUCAUCGUCAACAGAGAACUGGGAUUCAGCCAGCCUGAGAGGAAUACCCGCAGCUUUUUUACGGAUAUUGUCUUUUCUUCUAGGCUUGCACAAGAAACGAGUGCUGACGAAGAUGUUGUGGAGUCGGCAGUGUCGAGCUCAAAUGCUACGAAACGAGCAGAUGGUAGCAGGGAUUUGACAACUGUCAAAGAGACAUCUAUAGUAUGAAUGAUGGGAACUGUAGCAUUAAUUGGGUUUGAUUAUUCCAGGUUCACACUGUUCACUGGCAAUAUGUAAGAUACACGACCGAAAGGGUUUUUGCAUUGCGGGACCUCAUGGGAAUAUUAUCAUUAUCCUAUGUCACACCACAUACCUCGGUAUGCUGCCGUGCAUAUACAGCCGAACCUUCGGACUCAUUCCUAAUAAAUCUCAAAAUCAUUAUCAUCGACAACAGUUAUUGUAUUUUUUCC